AUAAGCGCGAAGGUUGCUGGGGCAGCGGUCGUGGGCGGCGUCACUGAGCCGCGCCAGCUGAGCCAGGUGCAGCCCAGCCCCUCUCUCCUGCCUUCCCCGAGACCGGCUCCUUCCCCGGCGGCUGUUGACCACGCUUCCAUGUCCGGGGUGGGCACCGCACCCCGGAACCUCCACGCCCAUGGCCGGUAGCCUCAGGAAGCCCACGCUCACCUCCUGUUCUUCCUCCUCGGCCGAAACAGACGACGAGGGCGUGCGCGGCACCUGCGAAGAUGCUUCUAUCUGCAAGAGGUUUGCAGUGAGUGUUGGCUACUGGGAUGACCCUUACAUCCAGCAUCUCGUGCGACUGUCGAAAGAAAGGAAGGCCCCUGAGAUUAACAGAGGGUAUUUUGCUCGAGUCCAUGGCAUUAGUGAGCUUAUAAAGGCGUUUCUGCGGAAGACAGAAUGUCAUUGUCAAAUUAUCAACCUCGGCGCUGGGAUGGACACCACCUUCUGGACAUUAAAGGAUCAAGGUCUGCUCCCAAGGAAAUACUUUGAGGUCGACUUUCCAACGAUCGUCACCAGGAAGCUUCAUUGCAUCAAGUACAAGCCUGUCCUGUCAAAACCUAUUGUAGAUUUACAUUCAGAGGGCACACUUCAAAUCGACGGACACAUGUUGGAUUCAAAGAGAUAUGCCAUCAUUGGAGCCGACCUCCGCGACAUACCUGAACUGGAAGAGAAACUAAAGAAAUGUAACAUGAAUACACAGUUGCCGACGCUCCUGAUAACCGAGUGUGUGCUGGUCUACAUGAGUCCUGAGCAGUCUGCAAACCUGAUCAAGUGGGCGGCCAGCAGCUUUGGGACGGCCAUGUUCGUCAACUAUGAACAGGUGAACAUGGGCGACCGUUUUGGACACAUCAUGAUAGAAAACCUGCGCAGGCGGCAGUGUGACCUGGCGGGCGUGGAAACCUGCAAAUCCUUGGAGUCACAGAAGGAACGGCUCCUGUCAAACGGGUGGGAGGUCGCGUCGGCCGUGGACAUGAUGGAGCUGUACAGUCAGUUACCGCGGGCCGAAGUCAGCAGAAUAGAGGGCCUCGAAUUCCUGGAUGAAAUGGAGCUUCUGGAGCAGCUCAUGCAGCAUUACUGCCUCUGCUGGGCCACCAAAGGAGGAAGAGAGCUAGGUUUGAAGGAGAUCACGUACUCAUCUGUUCAAGGCUCGGGCUGAGUGGACGCUGAAGGCCCUGGUCUUCCUGGACUUUACCGAGCGCCAGCCAGGCCUCGUCUGCCGGCCCAUCCCACCCCAGACCCGUCACUAGGGCGGUCACAGCACUUCCCACUCUGUUGAUUUGUCCUCUAAAUAAACCUCCGUUUCCAUCGCC
Rhinolophus ferrumequinum (greater horseshoe bat) is the source of this 1355-nucleotide messenger RNA. RefSeq names its product leucine carboxyl methyltransferase 1 (gene LCMT1). Gene Ontology annotation, biological process: C-terminal protein methylation. Gene Ontology annotation, cellular component: cytosol. Lineage: Eukaryota; Metazoa; Chordata; Mammalia; Chiroptera; Rhinolophidae. The record is from RefSeq and is a predicted model, not a curated record. The coding region runs from base 179 to 1201 and encodes 340 amino acids. The transcript is spliced from 11 exons. Gene Ontology annotation, molecular function: protein C-terminal leucine carboxyl O-methyltransferase activity.